AUGGACAAUUAUUAUUCUGCUCCAUCUCUAUUCAAGAAAUUGGAGCAAGAGAACAUUGGUGCCUGUGGAACUGUGAAAGUAAAUCGGAAACAAAUGCCAAAAGAGCUCUUGCCAUCAAGAUUGUCUCUAAAAAAGGGAGAACCGCCUGUUUUUAUGCGUUCAGAUAAUCUUGUUGCCAGUGCAUGGCAAGACACAAAACGUGUUACCUUUUUGAGUACUGUUGAGAAUAAUUUGACAGUAGACAAGGCUGUUAGAAGUAAGAAUGGGGAAGGGGGUUAUAGGGAAGUUGAAAAGCCAGUAAUCGCUGAUCGAAACAAUUCAAACAUGGGUGGGGUCGACACCCUUGACCAAAUGCUAGGCACAUACCAAUUUCCUCACAAGUGUGUCAAAUGGUAUCAUACCCUUUUCCAUAGGGCCAGGGAAAUUGCCCUCGUAACUGGGUUUAUUCUUUACAAGAAGGCAAACUCCACUAAAAGAGUUAACCCUAAAAAGUUUAGAGAGCAAGUAAUAACUGGGCUUUUGAGGGACUGGAACCCGCCUCAGCCUCAAAAUGGGAGGCCCUCAGAUACCCCAGACCCUCUAAGACUUACUGGACGCCAUUUCCUAGGAAAAAAUGAGAACCCCAAGCAAAAACUUGAUUGUCGGGUUUGCUCUGACAGGAAAAAUAAGAAAAGGGUGCAAACUUCUUUUUAUUGCAAGCAGUGUGAUAUAGCAUUAUGCAUUGUUCCUUGUUUUGAACGUUAUCACACUUUGCGUCAGUAUAACUUGUAA
This is a messenger RNA of Pocillopora verrucosa, 771 nucleotides long. Lineage: Eukaryota; Metazoa; Cnidaria; Anthozoa; Scleractinia; Pocilloporidae. The record is from RefSeq and is a predicted model, not a curated record.